AUGAUGGAUACAAGUGACAAAAGUAUAGAAUAUGAUAAAACUUUUGUUAAGCGUCCAAAGGAAAAAAAGAACCAUUUGGCUAGUCGAGUUAAUAAAUUUCAAGAAAUAGUCAAUCAAAGUGGUGCACCACCAUCGGCUAAUCAAGCGGAUUUAGCUCACCGAGGACAUGAAGUUCAAGAGUAUAUUUUAGAAGAAAUGAAACAAUUAUGUCAGGUAAUUCAAACUAAUGGGCAACGACAAGAAGAUGGAACAACAAUGAUUUCAUUUGGCCAUUUAUUUGAAAUAUUUUCAAACAUCUCAGAUAAAUUAGUUGGCAUUCUAUUGAAAGCCCGUAAACAUGGUUACCUAAAAUUUGAAGGUGAAAUUUUAUUGCAAAAUAGAGAUGAAAAUGUUAUUAUUCAACUUAUUCGUUUACCUUAA
Rotaria socialis is the source of this 420-nucleotide messenger RNA. The record is from the annotation of a GenBank genome assembly. Lineage: Eukaryota; Metazoa; Rotifera; Eurotatoria; Philodinida; Philodinidae.